Messenger RNA from Macadamia integrifolia, 3260 nucleotides. RefSeq lists its product as uncharacterized. The record is from RefSeq and is a predicted model, not a curated record. The coding region runs from base 790 to 3009 and encodes 739 amino acids. NCBI's taxonomy places the organism in Eukaryota, Viridiplantae, Streptophyta, Magnoliopsida, Proteales, Proteaceae. The transcript has 4 exons.
AACAACUGAACUGAGAAGCCUGAAGAAGAAAAAGAAAAUCCAAAAAAUCUUCAUAUAUUUUUCUAUGAUUCAUUCACAUUGUUUCUGAAAGUCUGGGUUCUGAUUCUGAUCACCCAUCUGCCAUUUCUAAUAGUUUUAAAGAGGAAGAGAAGACUGAAGAGGAAGAGAAGGCGGGAAGGGCUCAGAUUUCGUUUUGUGGAUGCGUUUGUUUGUGCUGUGCGUGUCAGGUUUUUAAUUACAUCUCUGUUUCAGUAAUGCAUUAAGUCUUUGAUGCAAUAAAAGUUCACUUUUCUCUCUUUUAUGUCAACCAACCUUCCUCCUUCUGCCUGCCUGUUUUGGUCAGAAGUUUCCCGGCUUCUCUUAUAUUUUUCUAAAAUCUAAACUCGCAAGUCCCAUCUGGUUCUUGGAUGUGAUAUUCGUUUUCUUGUUCUUUAUUUUCUGUACUGUUUCAAAUCUCUUCAGAGUAAUAACAGAAGUUAACUUUCCAUUCUGGGUCGUAGAUCAAUCGUUUUCUUCUCUGCGUUUUCACCUUUUUCAAGAAUUUUUUUUUGGGAUUUGGGAUAUUGGUUUUUUUUUUUUUUUUCUUAAUAAUUUCUUGAGCUCCAUGCAUUUAAGAUCUCAGAAGAUCGAAAUUUCCAUCCGGGUUCGCAUAGUAAUCCAUUUAUUGUUUCUAUAGCUCCUAGGAUCAUUAUUUCCCAUUACAAGGCUUUUGUCGUCUUGAUCUUGCCCAAAACCAUGGCGUUUCCCCUUCUCCCUUCUACGGAGUGACGCGUUUUGAAAGUUUUUGUAAUGGCGAGUUUGGUCCCUGGUGUUCUCCUGAAGCUUCUACAGCACAUGAACACAAAUGUGAAGGUUGCAGGGGAGCACAGAUCAUCACUGCUUCAGGUUGUUAGCAUUGUCCCUGCACUCACAGGCGGAGAGCUCUUCCCAAACCAAGGGUUUUAUCUCAAGGUAUCAGAUUCUUCUCAUGCCACCUAUGUGUCUCUUCCUGAUGAACACGACGAUUUGAUCCUUAGUGAUAAGCUUCAACUGGGUCAGUUCAUUCAUGUUGAGCGGCUUGAGGCUGCUUCUCCUGUGCCUAUUCUAAGAGGGGUGAAGCCUGUCCCUGGUAGACAUCCCUGCGUCGGCAGCCCCGAAGAUCUGGUUGCCACUCACUCUCUUGGAUUCCUCAAUUCAUCUGAAUCAAACCCUGCCCAGAAGUUGAAAACACCAUCGAAGGUUUUGAAUGGUAGCAACUCAAUUGGGGAUAGAGAGAACAACUCCAAAAUUGUGCCCAAAGGAGUUAAGAGGAAUCCAAUUGUGGAGAAACAGAACGGUAGUGCUAAGGUUGAGUCGUCAGGUAAGAAGGUGGCGAGCCCGGUAAGUAGAUCAAAGUCUCAGUUGUCGAAGACUGCUUUGAAUCUGGCAGAGAAGAAGGAAUCAAAGUCGAAGUCUUCAAAUUCAUGGUCGGUUCCUUCGUCCCCGACAAGUUGUUACUCGUUGCCUACUUCAUUUGAGAAGUUUGCUAAUGGAGUUCGAAAGCAAGCAAAUAUCAAGGGGCUGGAUAAGGCAACUGGUGCAUUGGGAUUAAUGGAGAAGACAGCUUCUAUUUUUCGGGCAAGUACUGCGGUGAAGAAGUUGCCUGCAGGGAAUUCUAUUGGGAAUAUGUUUCAGGGGAUUGAAUUUGGGUCCAAGGCUCUGAGGAAGAGCUGGGAAGGGGGUAUUGACGUGAAGAAGGGUAGGGAGAAUACAAGCUUGGAGGUGGCCACCAAGCAUGAUUUGAAACCUGAAGCUCGAAGCAGCUUGGCCCUUAGGAGGAAUCUGGGACCAAAUGACAAGUUGUCAUCUAAAGAGGAAAAGUUUCAGAUGACUGCAAAAAAAGUUACUUCAAAUGGAGGUUUGGGCAAUCUUGAUAAGUCAAAUAAUCAGCGGACUUCUGUUGGAAAGAAAACAUCAGAAGUUGCUAGCAAUGGGCUCCCUGGGAACUUAGUCAAGGUUCUUCCCAAUAACAGAAGAUUGACAGAUGGCAGUGUUUCAUGGUCUUCGAUCCCAUCAUCUCUUGCUAAGCUUGGAAAGGAGGUUUUGAAGCACAGAGAUGCUGCACAAAUGGCAGCUGUUGAGGCCAUGCAAGAAGCCUCUGCUGCAGAAAGCUUAAUACGGUGUUUGAGUAUAUUUGCUGAGUUAAGUUCCUCUGCCAAGGAGGACAACCCACAGCCUACAGUUGAGCAGUUCUUGAGUCUCUAUGCAAGCUUGAAAAGAGCCCGCCUGGUUGCUGAUUUCCUAUCAAAGACUACCUCUACGGUGUCUUCUUCAGAUCAUGAAGAUGAUCCAUCUGAAGAAGCACUGAAGAUCUCUUCAGAGAGACGUAAACAUGCAGCUUCAUGGGUUCAAGCUGCAUUGGCCACUGACUUGUCAUCAUUCACCGUAUUUAAUAAACAACCAAUUUCCUCCUUGGGACCAGCUACAACUCUAUCUCAAAGCCAACGAGUUACCUCUGCCAACCAACCCAUACUAGUGCUUGAGAACUCAACCAAGAAAUCCUCAACAAAGCCCCAGGUCAAAACUCGCACUUUAAUUACCUCUAAGCUUGCUACACCUGGGACCCCUCGCCGAGCUGGGAAUGCCCCAUCCUCAGGUGAGAAGUCAGAAGCUACACCACUAGAGUGGAUCCAAGGUAAUGGCAUUGAUGAGGCUGUUGACUUGGCACAUACAUUAAGAGCAGAGUCCCAGGACUGGUUUUUGGGAUUUGUUGAGAGAUUCCUAGAUUCUGAUGUUGACACCACAUCUUUGUCAGACGGUAGUCAGAUAGCAAGUAUGCUGUCUCAGCUCAAGAAUGUGAAUGGCUGGUUGGACGAGAUUGGGUCUUCGAAGACGGAUUAUGAAGGGUCUCCAGUCUUAACUGAGACAAUUGAUAGGCUGAGGAAGAAGAUCUAUGAAUAUCUUCUCACACAUGUAGAGUCUGCUGCAGUUGCUGUUGGUGGUGGAGGUCACCCAUCAAAUCGAACAACAGAAGCAAGAAUGACAAGAUGACAGUUAAAAAACAAAUAUAUAAUGCUCAGCCGCAAUGACCUAUGAAAGUGAUCCAACUUAUCCAACAAGUGGUUAUGUUGAGACGCUAAAUGAUGUAUAUAUAUUCUGCAAAUCAGGUGUGGUAUAAGCAGGGUGGGUGUUCAUAAUUUAUUAUCAUGCAUAGUGUUUGAUAGGAAGUGAAGGAUUCUUCAUGUGUUACUCAAAAUUUAAACAAAUGACUGUAGUUAAGAUGGGAUGGGAACGUUAUACAA